Messenger RNA from Elephantulus edwardii (Cape elephant shrew), 1959 nucleotides. It is a transcript of the gene TMC4, whose product is annotated as transmembrane channel-like 4. Lineage: Eukaryota; Metazoa; Chordata; Mammalia; Macroscelidea; Macroscelididae. The record is from RefSeq and is a predicted model, not a curated record. The transcript is spliced from 15 exons. Gene Ontology annotation, molecular function: mechanosensitive monoatomic ion channel activity. Bases 1 to 1959 code for a protein of 652 amino acids. Gene Ontology annotation, cellular component: plasma membrane.
AUGGAGGAGAACCCAGCUUGGGAAUCUGAGGCCCAGAGCCCCCCUGGGGGGUGGCUGGCACCCCGGGGGGCCAGAACAGGCCCAUCCCUGGCCUCCGUACUGAAUGAACUCCCCAGCGCCACCACCCUGAGGUACCGAGGCCCUGGGGUGCUGCCGUGGGGGGCCCUGGAGGAGCAGGAUGAGGACGAAGUGAGGAGCAUGCAGUCCUUCGUGGACGCGGCUCAGAAGGAGCUGCCAGAGCCCCGGGCCCCCCGAGAGCUGCCCUGGCCCAUGCAGGCCCGGCGGGCACACAGACGGUAUGGGGCCGGCACCGAGUCCUAUUUCUCUCUGCUGCGAUUUCUCCUAUUUCUCAACGUGCUGGCUGCCGUGCUGACCACCUGCAUGACGUUUCUGCCAACUUGGUUGGAGGGAGCCCCCCCAGGACCCCCUAGUCCCGACAUCACUUCACCCUGCGGACCCUACAACCCAAACCCCCAGGGUCUGGUCACCUUCCCCGGCCAGCUCUUCAACCUGCUUUCUGGAGAGGGAUACCUAGAGUGGUCCCCUCUCUUCUACGGAUUCUACCCGCCCCGCCAGCGCCUGGCGGUCACCUACGUGUGCUCAGUCUUUGCCACUGGCCUCGUCUGCCUCCUGCUCAUCCUGCACCGCUCCGUGUCCGGGAUGAAGCAGACACUGUUGGCCGAGUCCGGGGCUCUGACCAGCUACAGCCACCGGGUGUUCUCCGCCUGGGACUUCGGCCUCUCUGGACAAGUCCACGUGCGGCUGCGCCAGCGAAUCAUCCUCUUCGAGUUGCAGGUGGAGCUGGAGGAGGCCAUGGUGCGUCAGCGGGCGGCCAAGCGGACCCUGGGUCAGCAAGCCAGGGUGUGGUUCGUGCGGGGGCUGGUCAACCUGGUGGUGCUCGCGCUCCUGGGAGCGGCCUUCUUCGGAGUCUACUGGGCUACAGAGUACACCACGGAGCUGCAGGAGAUGUCCAUUGUCCAGCAGACGGCAUUGUUAAAACUCGUGGUGGACUACCUUCCAUCCAUCUUCAUCUCUGGGGUCAACUUCGUGCUCCCGCCGGUGUUCAAGCUCAUCGCCCCGCUGGAGGGCUACACCCGCAGCCGCCAGAUCGUUUUUAUCCUGCUCAGGACUGUGUUUCUCCGCCUCGCCUCCCUCCUCGUCCUGCUCUUCUCUCUCUGGAAUCAAAUCACGUGUGGGGGCAACUCUGAAAAUGAGAACUGCAAAGCCUGUGGCUACAAUUACAAAGAACUUCCGUGCUGGGAGACCAGGAUGGGGCAGGAGAUGUACAAACUCCUGAUCUUUGAUCUGCUCACGGGCUUGGCAGUCACGCUACUCAUUCAGUUUCCUCGAAAGCUGCUCUGUGGCCUCUGUCCUGGGGCACUGGGCCGUCUGGCAGGGACUCAGGAAUUUCAGGUGCCCGAUGAAGUGCUGGGACUCAUCUACGCGCAGACGGUGGUCUGGGUGGGGACUUUUUUCUGCCCGUUACUGCCCCUGCUCAACACGGCCAAGUUUUUGCUGCUUUUCUAUCUGAAAAAGCUCGCGCUCUUCUCCACCUGCUCGCCGGCCUCCCGCACUUUCCGGGCGUCCACGGUGAACUUCUUCUUCCCGCUGGUCCUCCUUCUGGGUCUGGGCCUGUCCGCCGUGCCUGUCCUGUACAGCAUGUUCCUGAUCCCGCCCUCCAAGCUGUGCGGCCCGUUCCGGGGGCAGCCGUCCAUCUGGGCCAAGAUCCCCGAGGCCAUUUCGGGGCUCCCUGAGACCGUCCAGAACUUCCUCUUCUUCCUGGGCACGCAGGCGUUCGCGGUGCCCCUUCUCCUCAUCUCCAGCAUCCUGAUGGCAUACACCGUGGCCUUGGCCAACUCCUACGGCCGCCUCAUCUCUGAGCUCAAGCGGCAGAUCGAGAAGGAGUCCCAGAACAAAGUCUUCCUGGCACAGCGCGCUGUGGAGCUGAGCUCAGCCUGA